Molecule: messenger RNA, 1254 nt
Organism: Meloidogyne enterolobii
Lineage: Eukaryota; Metazoa; Nematoda; Chromadorea; Rhabditida; Meloidogynidae
Source: the annotation of a GenBank genome assembly
UUUUUUGUUCACAGUUCGGAAGGUUCCCUUGUUGCCUCCAUGAGGGAGAGUUACCAUUUUAGUGUUAUUUUUCCUGCGUUUACUCAAAUAAAAGUAUCGAAAAAUAAAAAUGAGAAAUAACUAUGAAAUGGGCGCUUAUUCUUUUUUUCACUGAAACGUCUCUUAGUUUUUGCUGGUUAAGUUGUUGUCUAGAAAUUUCUGUUAAUUAAAUUUUUAAGGUUAAUUUUAGUUCCUUUUUAGUGUUUUUAAAUUUAUUAUUGAUGGAUACUUCAAAUCUUUUACUUUGUUACAACAAGGGAUGUGGAGCUAAAUUUAAUCCUGAUGAAAAUAAAGAAGAUUCUUGCAUUUUCCACCCUGGGCCGCCCUAUUUUCAUGAUGCUUACAAAAUUUGGAAGUGUUGCAAUAAAAAAAGCACAGAUUUUAGUACUUGGCUGAGUUUUGAAGGAUGUACUCGUGGACCUCAUAAUCCUGAUAAACCUUGCAAUGAUGUUCCUAAAGUUUUGCCUUCACAGCCUGAAGUUGAAGAAAAGAUGAUCGUCUGGAAUGGAUUAAACAAACCUGCCGAACGAUCUGAAGCCCACAAUCGAGAAAGAGUUUCACUUUCUAUGCAAAUGACAGAGACUUCCCGGAAAGCAUUAGAAAAUGAAUUACAACGAAGGAAAGAAAAUACUUAUAAUGGCCCCGAAACAGAUUUACAAGAAUGUUUACACCAUCCAGGCAAUGCAAUAUUCCAUGAGGGAAUGAAAUUUUGGUCUUGUUGUGAGCGCAAAACUACCGAUUUUGGAGCUUUUCUUGAUCAACUGGGAUGUUCUAGAGGAAAGCAUUGUUGGACUAAACAAAUUGAUCAAACAGAAAAUCUUCGAGAAGAUUGGUUUCAGCGAAAUGGACAAAUUUUAAUUUCAAUUUAUUGUAAAGGAGCGAUAAUUGAAGGGACUAAAAUUGACACAGAUGGACUCAAUUUAAAGGCUAAAAUUAAAUUUAAUUUUGGAGAUAAAGAAACUUUACGAGAAUAUGAACUUUUUGGUGAAAUUAUUCCUUCUGAGAGCAUGGUUUGAUUUUUUAAAAAUGUUUUUAAAAAUUAGAGUUUGGGGUUAAUGAGAGGAUGCACUUCGUCUUUAUAGUUUCUGAACGAAUAGUAGUCCAAUUUUUGUAGUCUUUAUAUUGUUUGGAUAGGAAUGUUGCAGGGCUAAGGUUUCUUCUGCUUCCGGUUUUGCCUAAUUUAGUCAUUUUUGGUUUUCCAAUUUUAUUUCCUCC